CCAGUAUCUAAGGCCUAUUCUCCUCCCACAGAAGUCUACUGGCUUCUAGCUAUGCAUUGCUUGAAACCCGCUAUGAUAUAGUCUCCAUAAGAUUAGCGCAUAAUGGCGCUGGACGCUUCCAGCGGUUAUGUUGCACCCAGCAACUUGGCCGAGCCCUUGGACUCGUUGCUGCCCAUAUUCGAUGUCCAACCUGUUCAGCUUCGAUUCCCGAUAGCCGCAGAUUUUGUGGCUGCGCAAGUUGCAAAUAAUGUACUUAUACUCGCCUUGUCUACCGGCCGCAUUCUACGCAUUGACCUUGAAGCCCCCGAAGACAUUGACGGUAAGGGUCCAGCUGCAGACGUCUAGAUUGCAUGUCUACUGUUCCUAAUGCUGAAUGGCCUGGCAUACUUCCAGAUAUUGAUCUUCCAAGAAAAUCUUCGGAAACGGGAAUAAUACGUCGCAUGUUCCUCGACCCCUCCGCAUCUCACCUAAUUAUUACCACAACUCUCGGCGACAACUACUAUCUUCAUACUCAGUCGAGGCAACCGAAACCGUUGUCAAGGUUGAAAGGCGUGCCGAUUGAGAGCGUCGCUUGGAAUCCAUCAUUACCCACAACAUCUACCAGAGAGAUUUUACUGGGUACCACAGAUGGCACUGUUUACGAGACUUACAUCGAGCCAUCCACUGAGUUUUAUAGGAGGGAAGAGAAGUACGUGACUGCUGUUUACAGGGUGCCAGAGACAUCGCCAGUAGUGGGGAUCUGGGCGGAUUUAGUACCUACGAAACCUGAAAGGAGACGAGUGCUGGUCGCGACACAGGGAACAUUCCGGCAUUUCUUAGGGAAUGCAGGGAGACAUGGCAGAGAAGGUGGAAGCUCUGUGUAUGCGGAUUUUUUCCAGCGGGAGACACCUCUGGCUCAUGAGAUUCAGGGCCGACCUGGCGCCGCACCCUCCACGCUGGCCAUCUCUCCUGCCCUUUCUGACGGUUAUUCCGCAGGUUUCGUUGACAAGGAAUUUGCGUGGCUCAAUCACCAGGGAAUAUUUCAUGGUCAAGUUACAUAUUCAUCCGACAAAAUAAGUCGACCUUUUGAAAGUUCCAGGUUGAUACCUCGCUCGGUAUUUCCCGAAACUCAGUCCGCGCGAGGGGGAAGGAAACUGAUUCAGGACCCCAUAAGUGCAAUGACGCUGUCACAAUGGCAUAUAUUAACGCUUGUGGAAGGGAGGAUAAUAGCCGUCAAUCGCCUGAAUGACAAGGUUGUUUGCGAUCAACCAUUGCUUGAACCGGGGCAGAGCUCCCUUGGUCUUCUGACAGACAGGAUGAAGAGCACGUUCUGGCUGCUGACUAGCCGGGAGAUUUAUGAGAUCACUGCUCAUGAUGAAGACAGAGAUAUUUGGAAAGUAUUCCUUCAGGAGCGGAAGUUUGACGAAGCUCUCCAGUAUGCGCAUGGAGCUGCUGAGAAAGAUGCGGUCGCUACUGCUUCAGGCGACUUCUUAGCCAGCAAGGGCCGUUAUUUAGAAGCGGCUAAAAUAUGGGGCAAGAGUAGCAAAGGGUUCGAAGAGGUCUGCUUAACGUUGAUUGACAACGGGGAGCAUGAUGCUUUGCGCACCUACCUUCUUUCUCAACUGUCGGCUUAUAAGAAGUCAUCUACCAUGCAGAGAAUUAUGGUUGCAAGCUGGCUUGUAGAAGUAUUCAUGGCGAAACUGAACUCCCUGAACGAUAAUUUAGCCACCAAGGCGGAACUGACCGAGGGCACGAGCACUGGGGACAUCAGGGACGAACUCAGUAGCGUCCGGGCUGAAUUCCAGGAGUUUGUGAACAAAUACAAGGCAGACUUGGACAAAAAGACGGUAUACGACAUCAUCGGCAGCCAUGGUAGGGAAGAGGAAUUGCUCUUCUUUGCUACAGCCACCAAUGAUCACAAUUAUGUGCUAUCGUAUUGGAUCCAACGCGAGAAAUGGUCGGAGGCAUUGAAUGUCCUACAAAAGCAAAGCGAUCCCGAUAUAUUUUAUAAAUAUAGCACCGUCCUCAUGGCGCAUUCUGCUACGUCUUUGGUUGACAUUUUGAUGCGACACACGAAUCUCGACCCCGAGAAAUUGAUACCUGCGUUGCUGAACUAUAAUAAGACGGCGAAUGUCCCUCUGAGCCAAAACCAGGCUGUUCGAUACCUUAAUUUCAUCAUCGUCAACCACCCCAGACCAUCUGCUGCUGUGCACAACACCCUUAUAUCGAUUCACGCAUCGAGUUCCUCAACAUCUGAGGCUGGUCUACUUACUUAUCUUCAGUCGCAGCCGUCAUCUCCACCUCCGUACGAUGCUGACUUCGCCCUCCGGCUGUGCAUCCAACACCAGCGCAUCCAGUCCUGUAUCCACAUCUACAGCACUAUGGGACAAUACCUCCAGGCAGUCGAAUUAGCAUUAAAACAUGACGAUAUCGAACUAGCAGCGAUUGUAGCGGACCGGCCGGAGGGCAACGACAAGCUUCGCAAGAAGCUAUGGCUACUUAUUGCGGAGAAGAAGAUCCGACAACCGGGAACCGGCAUAAAAGACGCAAUUGAAUUCCUUCGGAGAUGCGAGCUUCUCCGCAUUGAGGAUCUCAUUCCAUUCUUCCCUGACUUCGUGGUCAUCGAUGACUUUAAAGAUGAAAUCUGCAGUGCUUUAGAGGAUUACUCGCGGCAUAUCGAUGCUCUGCGACAGGAGAUGGACAAUUCCGCACAGACGGCUCAUCGCAUCCGAUCUCAAAUCACCACUCUGGACACGCGGUACGCCAUCGUCGAGCCAGGCGAGAAAUGUUGGACCUGUUCCUUGCCCUUGCUUAGUCGGCAGUUCUUCGUGUUCCCUUGUCAACACGCCUUCCAUAGCGAUUGCUUAGGAAGGGAGGUGUUGGAAGGCGCGGUAGGAAAGAAGAAGUACAUACGAGACUUACAGGCGCAAUUAGGCAGGGGUGAUAUCACAGGUUCCAGGAGAGAAGAGAUAGUGAAGGAGCUGGAUGGUAUAGUUGCAGAGGCUUGUAUUCUCUGUGGCGACCAUGCGAUAAAACAGAUCGACAAACCUUUCAUUCCAGAGUCAGAUAAGACAGAUAAUUGGACCUUGUGAACUUUUGUAGUAUAAUGCCCGGUACAAGUAGCUAUUUAAACAAAUACCCU
Monascus purpureus is the source of this 3121-nucleotide messenger RNA. NCBI's taxonomy places the organism in Eukaryota, Fungi, Ascomycota, Eurotiomycetes, Eurotiales, Aspergillaceae. The record is from the annotation of a GenBank genome assembly.